Fomitiporia mediterranea MF3/22 is the source of this 255-nucleotide messenger RNA. RefSeq lists its product as uncharacterized. The record is from RefSeq and is a predicted model, not a curated record. The transcript has a single exon. Gene Ontology annotation, molecular function: glyoxylate reductase (NADPH) activity; hydroxypyruvate reductase [NAD(P)H] activity; NAD binding. The annotation marks the transcript as partial. NCBI's taxonomy places the organism in Eukaryota, Fungi, Basidiomycota, Agaricomycetes, Hymenochaetales, Hymenochaetaceae. Gene Ontology annotation, cellular component: cytosol.
GAUAGUGAUGCUCUCGCAGAGGCUCUCCGCGAGGACCGAAUCUGGGGUGCUGGACUCGAUGUCGUCGAAGGAGAACCAAAUAUCGGGAUUGACCAUCCACUCGUGAAGGAACCGCGAUGUGUUGUAUUACCUCACAUCGGAAGCGCGACGUUCGAAACGCGUCGUGCUAUGGCGACGCUGGCGGCGAGGAAUGUUAUUGCCGGUGUUCGCGGCGAGGCGAUGCCUACUGAGCUAGAUCUGAGUGGUCGAGUCUAA